Melanaphis sacchari is the source of this 1003-nucleotide messenger RNA. RefSeq lists its product as uncharacterized. The record is from RefSeq and is a predicted model, not a curated record. Lineage: Eukaryota; Metazoa; Arthropoda; Insecta; Hemiptera; Aphididae. The transcript is spliced from 3 exons. Bases 671 to 1003 code for a protein of 110 amino acids.
UUGUCGCCGGGUGUCGCAUAGGAGCAGAAAAACGCCGCGCGAAUAAAUUACCGCUCGCUGAAAUCGAAAUAUAUACAAACAUUUAUAUUUCGUCGUCGUGUUUUACUCAUUCGCGGUCGUUCUCGACCGAAAACCGCGUUCCAAAAACAAUGAACCUCGUCUGCUGCAAAUUGUAAUAUUAUCGCUUUGCGGGUAACACGAUGGCAUAUAAAUACACGCACAAAAAUCGUCAACGAUCGUAAUCGAAAUUUCGCAUGAGAAUGUGAUCGAAAUGUUGAGCGAUAUCAGCCGCGACGUCUGAUAGGAAUUAAAAAAAAAAAUUUCAAAAUCGGACGCCUCGAAAAAAAAAAAAUAAUAAUAAAAAUAAAAAUAACGCGCCUGCCGUGGCGAUCCUUAUCACGCAUCGCGUCACAUAUUUCGCACGAGACCUGGCUCGUAAUCACGACUUUCUCUCAUGUAUAAAUUAUAGGUACACAAGUACCUACAAACAAUUUUAUCAAAUAAUCGCACAGCGUGAUUUUUAUCAUUUAUCAAUCGUUCGCUGCUGUACAAAAAUAUACCUACCUAGCGCACACGCAUAACAUAAUACGUCCUAAUAUUAUUAUCGUUAUUUUACGGGGUCGCGUUUCAUACAUGUUCGUGCGAAGACGACGACGAUGGCGACGGUCCGAUGUCGCAUAACUGUAAUCGGCCACCGCUGCGGGUGGACUACAAAAUACCCUUCGCCGCCGUAGCGCGAUCGCCGUAUGACGUAGCCGCGGCCGCCGCCAUGAAGUUGGACGGCAACAUGAACGUGAUGUCGCGGAGCAACACGUGGCCCGUUGUGGUGGUCCACCUGGAACACGACGGCGGCGCGCACGAGACCGACGACGGGCCGUGCACCGCCGUCACGGACGACGUGACCGGCCUGUUCGGCGUCGGCGGCGGCCGCGGCGUCGGCGGCCGCGUUAACGGCGUCGGCGGCGGCGACACCGCGGCCGACACGGCGGCUGGGGCUGGGUGA